Molecule: messenger RNA, 3989 nt
Organism: Capra hircus (goat)
Lineage: Eukaryota; Metazoa; Chordata; Mammalia; Artiodactyla; Bovidae
Gene: DIRAS2
Product: DIRAS family GTPase 2
Exons: 2
Coding region: 135-734 (199 amino acids)
Biological process (GO): signal transduction
Cellular component (GO): plasma membrane
Molecular function (GO): GTPase activity; GDP binding; GTP binding
Source: RefSeq, a predicted model, not a curated record
ACCUGCGGGAGGAGCCCGUAUCCGCACAGCCUGCGCUGCCCGGUCCUAUUCGAGGCGAGCUCAGAAGCAGCUCUGAGAAGAGUUGUGUUCAUCCUCAGGUGCUUCCUAGUUAAUCGUUGGAGCCCGCAAGCAACAUGCCGGAGCAAAGCAAUGAUUACCGGGUGGCUGUGUUCGGUGCAGGUGGUGUUGGCAAGAGCUCUCUCGUCUUGCGGUUUGUGAAAGGCACGUUUCGGGAGAGCUACAUCCCCACUGUGGAAGACACGUACCGGCAGGUCAUCAGCUGUGACAAGAGCAUCUGCACCCUGCAGAUCACGGACACCACGGGCAGUCACCAGUUCCCGGCCAUGCAGCGGCUAUCCAUCUCCAAAGGGCACGCUUUCAUCCUGGUCUACUCCAUCACCAGCCGGCAGUCUCUGGAGGAGCUCAAGCCCAUCUAUGAGCAAAUCUGCGAGAUCAAAGGGGACGUGGAGAGCAUCCCCAUCAUGCUGGUGGGGAACAAGUGUGACGAGAGCCCGAACCGUGAAGUGGAGAGCAGUGAGGCUGAGGUGCUGGCCCGCAAGUGGAAGUGCGCCUUCAUGGAGACCUCGGCCAAGCUCAACCUCAACGUGAAGGAGCUCUUCCAGGAGCUGCUCAACCUGGAGAAGCGCAGGACCGUGAGCCUCCAGAUCGACGGUAAAAAGAGCAAGCAGCAGAAAAGGAAAGAGAAGCUCAAGGGCAAGUGCGUGGUCAUGUGAACCGCCCUCCCGUGGGAGCAACGGUUGUGUGUACCCCACCCCUCCCCGCCCCUCACCCUCCCACGUGACACCCGCAGUCGUCAGGGUAGCAUGUCAGACGCCCACGUGUUAAAUAUUGCAUUUUGACUGAGACGUGCCCAACUGUCCUCAGAGGGCAUUUCACACCACCACUGAUAAGCACCCCCUCUCCAGAAUCAGGGAAUCUGACAGAUGCUUAAAAUGAAAACCAACACGCUCGGCAUCGCAGGGAACCCAAGGGAUGUCAGCCAUUUCUGGAGGCAUCCUUGGCCCUCAGGAGGCAGGAAGGCUCAUGCCUGCAGGAGAGUGUGCUGUGCUGAUAGCAGAAGGUACCAUCUGGAUACAUGUAAGAGCGCAGGCGUCUCCUCUGCUCCGAAGCCAGUGACAUCCCUGGGGGAUGGGAGGGGCAGGAGGAGGUGAAAAGACCAGGCCAAAGUUGUUCCCUUCUAUGGUUCUUUAACUGAAUUAAAUGUAAUACAGCUGACCUGUGAGCCUUGCCCCUCUGAGGGGAUGUCCUCACUAGCCUAGUUAUUAGCAGGUUAUCAUUUUAACCUUUUAGAGUAUUUCUUUUCACAUACAAUGGUGAAUUCACUAAGAGUGUGCCACUUUGUCAGAAAUUCUUCAAUUUCCAUUUGAAACGUUUGUGUGGGGAUAUUGUGACAAUACUGAAACAUCACAAUAAUAUUUUUGUGUGUUAUAUUUUGAGAGUUUUAGAAGCGUGAAGUUUCCUUCCUUUGACCCAUGAGGGGUAUAACUCUUCCAGCCCUUAGAUUUUAAAUAAAAGCAAUCAAAGUAGCUACUUUUUAGACAUUUUUUGUCCUCCAACACAAUCUUUUUUUCAAUAACUCGCUCUAUCUUCAGCUGAGUAACAGCCAAUAAAGGCCCUCUGAAGACCAGAAGCACAUCCAUGUUCUAACAGACGUCGACACGUCUAUGCCAUACUUUGCACCUUAAUGAAAUGCUUUGAGACAGAAGUUGUUCGCUAUGUUUUUGAUGAUCAUCUCUGACAAGUAUAUUCCUGGAAAAUCAGUUCAAGUAAUCAAUUAUGGUGCAUGUUCCUUUAGAAAUGUCUUCUAAAAGCUGGCCUAUGCUGGGUUCACUCUGGAAAGAAUCUCAUGUGCAUCCUCAAACCACUGCUGGUUGCUGCAUGCUGGCUGGAGACAGGUCGGGCAGGCCUCUGUCACGGGCAGGGCACAGACUCCUCAGCUAAUUCUUCUGCUGGCAUCAAGGCUGCUUUGGAGCUGCUUCCUGAAAAUUCCCACUGACAGAGCCUGUAAGUUUUCCUCUUGGUUCCAGUCUGCAUCCCACUCUGGCUUCCUCUGGAAUGUUCCCUUGCAGGACACCUUCCUGUCGCCUGCUUGGCAGGCAGAGUGAGUGCUGCCUUCAGGCUCGUACAGGGAUGCUUCCAGGCUGCUGGGGAGCAGUGCUAGCUGGUACAGAGUGGUCAAGUUCAGGACCUUUAUGGAUACCACUCUCUCCUGCACUUUCUGUGUUUUUCCUGCCCCUCCUGCUGUGGCCACUUCUGGGCAGCUCUAUGCUCUCAACAGAUCCUAAAUUUCCCCUUUUGGUUUAAUUUUUUUGCCUUCCUCUCAUCCCCUCUGCUCUGCUAAUAACGCAUCUUUGUGAUGUACUUAGUGUGUGGGAGGCACUUGGCAAGCCGUUGGCUCCAUGGUCUGCCCACCACUCUGGCCUCCUAGAAUAGAACUUGGGUAGGGAGGGUAGAGAUGGCUGGCUUGGUCACCAGUGGGGAUCAGGGAAACCCAGAACUCCUGGCCCAGAACCAAGUCCCUCUCCAAGUCCUAACAGCCACACCCUCUGCUGGGCUCCUUCUGUUCCAAGUGACUGUUGCACAGCCUUCACAGUGAGAUCUCGUUGCUGAAUUUUCUAGAACAUUUGCUUUUCAACUUAUCCCUAUAUAUGUAUGUAUAUUUUGUUCUAUUUCCAUUCUCAGAGAGAUGCCAUCCAUUUGUAAUUUAGAUUUGGGUUAAGUGGAAGAAGAAAUGGGACUCCAUGGCCAAAAUGAACUGUAGAGAUCUUAGGUGGGUUAAGCUAAUGGUCAAAUGUGAUGUCUGCCAUGAGCUGUCCUGUCCACAAGGCUCCCAAUUUGCAGGCUCCCCAUGACUGCCACAUUACUCCUGAUCCAAGUUAGAAAUUCAUUUAGCCCUCUCAAGGCAAUGUCUACAUUUUUAAGUGUUUACAGUUUAAUCAAUGUGAGAAGCUUGUAAUUAUUGAAAAUCUGAUGUCAUUCAGGACACAUUUUGUUCCUUUGUAAUUUGCCUGUGAGUUUACUGGAAGGCUAUUGAUGCCUCAAUCAUGGGUCUUUGUUCUGAGAUCAUUUUUUACGAACUGCACUGAGGGUAUAGAUGAUUAUCUCAAAAUAAUCUUUUCAAAGCUCUCCAACUGACACUCAGGGCUCGAGGAGUUAGUUCCACUGAAUCAGAUGUUUUUAGCAUUUAUGUGGCCCCAUCCUCGAAUAAGUAGUUGUGAUUCUUGAGGACACAUCCUACAUUGUGUAUGGACACACAAGAUUUUGACCUCGCCUCAGCAAGUUACAAAACUCAACGUAUUGCUUAGAAGAUGGCUCUCUGGGAAUAAGCCUGGGGCUCCAUGGGUCCCAUUCUGUCCCUGACAUUCCCUCUUCCAUCUGGUGACAAGCCAUGGGCGUGCCCUAGGCAUGCAUGCAAUACAGCAAGACCAACUCAAGAGCAAUAUUGAAUUGUUCAUUAGAUCUAAAAUUAUAUAUAUAUAUAAAUAUAUAUAUAAUUUCUCUUCCUGCAUUUUUGAAGUAUAAAUUAGUACAUUGUAUAUAUCUGUAAGCUAGUAUAUUUGUUUCACCAUUUGUAAUAUUUAAGAAAUACUCUUUAUAGAACAAAAGUAUUAAAUAUUCAAAAAAUGCUCUGUGAUACUUAAUUUUUUUUCAAAAUUUGUAAUGUGUUGCUCCUACAUAAGAUCUCUGGAAAUAUAUAACUAAUGGGACACAUGUAAACCCCUGAAGAUCCAUCCUGAAAUUCAGUGUCCCACAAAGAUAGUGUGUGGACAGAGCAUUUACAGAGCAUGACUUUUAUACAUGUGGGAUGGCAAUGUGUAUAUUUAUAUUUAAGGUGUAUUUACUGUUACAAUUCCAUUAUCUAUUUUAUCUACAGUUAUAACAAUCACUCUUGCAUAUGAGUUUCUAGUCGCCAGUGAUGUUCUGAAAACAAUAAGCAUAUUAAAAUAAAGCUUUGGUUCUGACACACA